CUGACUUCGAUGAUUAUUUGGACGUCGACACCCAGUUAAUACGAGCGCAAGAUGGCCAGCACCGCCAAAGCAGCCACUGUGGCAGCAUUUAUCGAAUCGGCGCCACCAGGAGAGCUUGCCAAUGUGGUUAAUGAUAUCAAAGUGCUGGCAGGCCACGAGCCCAGCAUCCUCGCCUCGCUCGAACCGGCCUUUGCUCAGUACAACGAGGAGCAGUACAUGACCGUCACGCUGCCCGGCAGCAGUGGCGGCAGCAACAUUCCCCUCACGCCCUACAACGCCCUGCCCGACGGCCGCUACUUCGACACCGCCAGCCAGACGUCCUUCGCCGUCGACCAUGCCUCCUAUCACGCGUCUGGUACGCAGCAGUAUCCGCUCGAAUCUGCCAAUGCGGACCUCAUUCGCUCGCUGCUCAAGGCGCUCGACGCUGCCGCCGCCGAGCACUUUCCCUCCUCUGCCAUUGGCGUCUACCCCGCCGACGACGAUGCCGCUGUUGCUCUCGUGCUUGUCGCCAACAAAUACAGUCCACAGAACUUCUGGAAUGGCCGCUGGCGCAGCACCUACAUCUACACACCUGCCUCUGGCACACUGCGCGGGACUGUCAAGGCAGAUGUGCACUACUACGAAGACGGUAAUGUCCGCAUGUCGACCUCAAAACAGAGCGAGGUGCACGUUGCCUCGGGCAGUGGAGAUAGCAUCGUGCGAGAGAUAUCAAAAGCAGAGAACAAGUUUCAAGAGAACCUCAAUCGAUCAUUUACCGCCCUGGCCGAGGGCAGCUUCAAAGGCUUGAGGCGGCAACUACCUGUCACGCGGCAGCGGGUUGAGUGGGAAAAGAUCGGCGGCUACAGGUUGGGCCAGGACAUUGGUGGUGGAAGAUCGAGAUAAUUCCAGCAGCCGGACCUCGAUGGGUAGCAGGCGGGAAACAGAACCUGGAACGCUCGCCACGCGCCAAUGCCCUGUUGGUCUUAUGCGUAAGCAAUGGAACUGCAUUCUAAGUCUUCUGUGCUCAUAUCUAGUUCUGUAGACGAGCGUCUGCCCACCGGAUGCUAUACUUUGUGACCAAUACGCCUGCGUAUGCAGUCUCACACGGCCCAAUUGUAUCAUCGCAGGGAAAGACACAUUCUGUGACUGAUUUUAGCCCUACGGCUACAAGAGGUAAAUGUGCACACUGCCUCCCAGCGCCUACACACUUACACGACCCAUCAGGAGCGCACAGCCAAACUCUAGUGGCGCGCCUGUCGCGCUGAUACAAGUACUCAGUGGAAACACAGUUGAUUCCAGUGGAAAGCAUCCUCCCAUCAAUAGUGACAGAUACCCGAAGUACAACGAUGGCGUGAUAUUGCAAGACUUUCGAAAGUGGCGGUCUAUGACAGAUUCCACGUUAGAUCUCUGAGAGUUUGAGUGCAUCCGGCGCAAUUGAUUGAGCAUUUCGGAUGACAGUUCAGAAGAUGCAGCGUCGAUCGAUGCACGGAUGCAAGUGGCAAUACUUCUUGGUGUCCAGAUGUUGCACUCAGCAACCUCAGGUUUGCCCCUUUUUAAGAAGCAGUAUCUUGGCCAAAACGCCUACUGGUUCCACUCUGCGCUGUGGCAGCAGUGCCGUAGAGUUCUUGCGAGAUCGUGUGGGAAGCUUAUGAUCGAUUGAACGACCACCCCGCAGACUGCUUUAUUAGUGCAGCCAUACAUCGGAUUGACCCAUAUGAUCGUGGACGCAUAUUAGCAGACCGCCUGCGUGAUGCAGGGGAUGAUGGUGCGACUUGGCCAGAGACCAGAUGUUUUCGCAGGGCUGAGCAGAUAAUCCUGGAAAUGAAUUCAGCAGGCUGCGGCAGGGAACAAAGGAGAUGAUCUUCCACCGUAACUCACUUGCAGAGAAUGCCCUCUAGUACCAGAGGGAGAGCCGGAGUCUGCCACAUGACAAUUCCUACGCAGCAACAGGGCCGUCAGCUACGCUAAUGAAAAGCUGCAAGACCAGUAUAUAAAUCCUUGAUAGCUCAGUCGAAGACGAUCUUUUUGCCCGCGAAUUCAAUCUUCUCGAUCUUCUUCUCUUUGGCUCGUUUAGCAGCCUCCCAACUGGGGUGCAGAGGUCCAGUGUCAUCUCGGGACCGCUUGGACCUUUCGGCGCUCUUGAUCAGUCCGAGCUCAGGUCUCUGCUUCCCCAGCGGUGCUGCAUUUGCAUCUUUGGCAAAUUUGCUGAAGGAGGCGGCACCACGUUUGGCGUCGCGGCCCUGCUUUGUAGCCUGCUCUUGAACGUGCUUUGCUCUCUUGCCAUACUUCUUCUCCCAGAUAGCUUGACGUGCUCGCUGACCACGCCGGUUCUUCGCCGGUUUUGUGUUGUGGACAUCGUCGUCGUCCAGAUCGGAUCCGCUUCCAGACACGUAGCCAGCCAUUGUUAAAGUAGGCAAGAAUAGUUUUGUGGGCUCGUGAUUUUUGCCCGGCCUGCUGCGCGUCACUCCUUCCUGCUCCAGCUGCCGCUCUAGGUCUGCAAUGUCCACAUCCGAACCGUCACCUGUGUCGUGGUCGACUUCGUCGUCUCCGCCGUCAUUGUCAUUGCUCUCAGAUCCAUCGUCCUUGGUUACGUCUGCAGAAUGCACGCCAGCUCUCUUCGCCGCAUACACAUCUUGGCCGUUUGGCACUAAACCGAACUCGCUCUUGACAGCAGCAGCAGCAGCCGGUAGAGCAGCUUUGACGGGAUUCGAGUUACAUAGUCGUGCGUGCACGUUCAGCAUGGCGGAGUCGGACGACACAGGCUUUGGGGAGCUGAUGUCGGCAGGAAGAUCGGGUGCUACCUGCACAGCCUUGAUCUUGAGCAGCGACUUGGCCAGGAAGUUGUGUGCCGACCGCGUCGUAUCCAGCGUCUUGAGCGCAGCCACCUCUGCGUCAAUGCGAGCUACCUCAUCCUCUAUUGACCUCUUUGCCAUGGUGUCCGCAUUUCCCUUUGCCUCUUUCACCUUUGCUUCUGCGAGCGCAUUCUUUCUGCGACGGCCCAGCUUCUGUCGCUCGAAGCCACGUGCCAGCUUGAAGGCCUUUUCCAGCUGUUGAGCGCCUUGCACAUAUGCAGCCAUGAUCUGUCGCUGCCGCCGGAAAUUGGGCGCAUCUGCAUCUCCAGCUCCAGCUCCAGCUCCAGCGCCAGUGCCGGCGUCAUCUCCUGCUCCAUCUCCGUCGUCUCGUUUGCGCUUUGCCAUGGCCGCACUGUGUUCAGCC
Sphaerulina musiva SO2202 is the source of this 3195-nucleotide messenger RNA. Its product is annotated as subunits of heterodimeric actin filament capping protein Capz. The transcript is spliced from 3 exons. Gene Ontology annotation, biological process: actin cytoskeleton organization; barbed-end actin filament capping. The record is from RefSeq and is a predicted model, not a curated record. Lineage: Eukaryota; Fungi; Ascomycota; Dothideomycetes; Mycosphaerellales; Mycosphaerellaceae. Gene Ontology annotation, cellular component: F-actin capping protein complex; actin cortical patch. Gene Ontology annotation, molecular function: actin filament binding. The coding region runs from base 52 to 882 and encodes 276 amino acids.